Messenger RNA from Closterium sp. NIES-65, 5256 nucleotides. Lineage: Eukaryota; Viridiplantae; Streptophyta; Zygnematophyceae; Desmidiales; Closteriaceae. The record is from the annotation of a GenBank genome assembly.
AUGGCAGAUAGAGGCGUGGCGAACGGUGCAGAGGAGUGGAAUAGCAGGUUGGAUGGGCGCAGCGACGGACCGUUUGGAAGAGCACCGGAGGGAGAAACGGGAAAGGGGAGAGGAGCGGGAGGAGGAGCAGGAGAAGGGGGAGUGGAGAGCAACGACCUUCUUGAACCAUUGAAAGAGCUGCUGACGUCCAUCCCCUGGGGGGUGCCGCUCGUGCUGGUUCUCCUGCCGCUGCUCUUCGACCGCCCCUUGCUCUUCCUCUCCCUCGCGGCGCUUGUGGUUCUCACUCCCACCCUCCGAAACACGCUCGGCCCGCCGUUCCUGGAGCUAGGCUCGGCACUCCUGGAGCUCUCGGUUCGGCCAAUCGUGAACGAGAAGGAGUUGCAGGGUUUGGGCAUUGGGAGUGGCCCAAUGCUUGGUUCGGGGGCUGCAUCGGAGGCAUGGGAGUGGGUUCGGUACCAGCUGGACGUGAUCCGAGGGGAGAUUGACCCUGGCAGUCCCGAGAGAGUGGGGAAGGAGAGCAGGGAAGGUGGUGGUGGGGGUAGGGGAUUCAGUAGCACGGAGGAGAACUGGAGAGACAGAGAGCAGUGGCCAUUGCAGCAGCAGCAGCAGCAGCAGCAGCAAUGGCAGGAAUGGGAAAGGCAGGGAGGAUCUGAACCAGAGGGCAGAGGUUACAGAAGGAGUGGGAGCUGGCAAGGAUCAGGCGAUGGGGACUGGCAGGAUGAGGGGAGAUGGCAGCAGAGCGAUGUCAGGCAGUGGGCUAGGGGUGAGGCUGUGGUGGGGGAAGAGGGUCAGUACGGGAGGGUGGAGGAGAAGCAAGAGUGGGAGAGGGGGGUGCGAAGGGGUGAUGGUACAGAGAGGGAGACGAGGUGGGAGGCGGGUUGGAGUGGUAAUGAGGAAGCACCUGGAAAGCGAUGGAGUGAGGAUGGGGGUGGUAACGGCACGGGUGUGACAAAGAGGGAGAGGGGGAGAGAUUGGAAUGGGUGGGGAGAAGAUGAUAAGCCUAGAUCUCGCUCCUGCGUGCUUCUGCGCGAGUCAGCGAUCCGCACAGCCAUGCUUUCCGCUUUGCGACUUCCCGUCGCGCACGUCGCAUCCGUCGCAUCGGUCGCGUCUUCAGCCGUUGAUUCGUCAAAUUCCCGCCUCAGAUCAGCGUCCUUCGCGCCUCUCCGCGUCCCUUUCCCCAUUUCCCGCUUGCCGUCUCGAUCUUUCCGCGCGGAUCGGCAGUCUGUCCGCGCGAUGGCGACAGAUCCAGCAUCGACCCCCGCCGCUGCGAAGACCAGCGAAAUCCUCCCUGGCGAGCCGUUACAAGAGGGUUACGAAAGGAUGGAUCCGUAUUCGCUGAUCCCGGCGCGACGGUGCGGCGUGCUGGUGCAUCCCACGUCGCUGCCCGGCCCGCACGGCACGGGCGACCUCGGUCCCGGCGCGUUCAGGUUCCUGGACUGGCUCGAAUCGACGGGAUGCACAAUUUGGCAGGUGCUGCCGCUGGUGCCACCUGGAAGGAAGUCAGGCGAAGACGGCAGUCCCUAUGCUGGCCAGGUACGGCAGUCCCUAUGCUGCCCAGGUAUGGCAGUCCCUAUGCUGGUCAGCUUUUCCUCUCUCUUCUCAACUCCUCUCUCCCCAUUCCUCACGCCCCAGUCCACCAGGACGCCAACUGCGGCAACUCUCUGCUGCUCUCCCUCUGACCUGCCCGUGGAGGACGCCAACUGCGGCAACACGCUGCUGCUCUCCCUCGACCUGCUCGUGCAAGAUGGCCUCCUCAAGCCUGAGGACCUCCCUCCCACGCGUCCGCGAUAUGACCACUUCCUCCCACGUGGUAUGCUCCCUCCCUCCCACGUGGUAUGCUCCCUCCCUUCCACGCCCUAUGCUCCCUCCCUCCCACGUGGUAUGCUCCCUCCCUUCCACGCCCUAUGCUCCCUCCCUCCCACGUGGUAUGCUCCCUCCCUUCCACGCCCUAUGCUCCCUCCCUUCCACGUGGUAUGUUCCCUCCCUACGACGCCCUAUGCUCCCUCCCUCCCACGUGGUAUGUUCCCUCCCUACGACGCCCUAUGCUCCCUCCCUUCCUACCGAAUUCCAUCUUGUUUUCUUCUCCAUCUCUUCCCCCCAACUCCCAUUUCCCCCGGUUCCCACCCCGUAUCCCUCCCCAACAGCCCGGUAGAGAGAGUGGACUAUAAGCAAGUGAUCAGGGACAAGGACCCUGCUGUUGCCAAGGCAGCCAAGGCACUGGUGAGGAGCAAGGGAGAGCUCAAGGCGGAGUUUGACGCCUUCAGGCAAUCCCCCACCAUCUCCGGUUCGUCCCUAUCGAGCUCUCUCGUCCCUAUCAAGCUCUCCAUUCAUUUUCGCCCCUCCAUAGUUCGCCCCUCUCAAGCUGUCCAUCAGUUGGGUCCCCUUCUGGUCCGGCCCUCUACCUCUCCACUCCCUGCCACCGUUCCAUCAUGGUUGGAGGAAGCAGCUCUGUUCAGUGCUAUCGACGAAGAGCAGGGCGUGGAGUUCUGGUGGCUGUGGCCCAAGGAGCUCAAAGACAGAGAGCCCAACGCCUUGGCUGCUGCAAGGGAGAGACACCAGGAAUACAUUGACGAGUUUGCGGCGCAGCAGUUUCUAUUCCAGAGGCAGUGGCAGGCGCUGCACCGGUAUGCCAACAGCAAGGGCAUCAGCAUCAUGGGGGACAUGCCCAUCUACGUGGGGGGGCACAGCGCUGACGUGUGGGCGAACCCAGAGCAAUUCAUGCUGGUAGGCCCUCAAGGGCAGGGCAGGAGCAUUAUGGGCGAUAUGCCUAUCUACGAGGGCGGCCACAGCGCUGACGCGUGGGCGAACCCGGAGCAAUUCAUGCUGGUAGGGUGUGCUGUGUGUGCUGGUAUGGUGUUUAUGCCGUCAGUGCUGGCAGGCGGUUUGCAUGUGCUUGUGAUGCUCUUUCAUGCGGAGAGAACGUCACCUCACCAACUCUACCCCAUCCUGACCUCCCUUCCUCACCAUCCAGCAUUCUUCCUCCCUUCCCCUUGCCUCAUUGAUCACCCUUCUCUCGCCACCACGCCUUCUCUCGCCACCACGCCUUCUCUCGCCACCACGCCUUCUCUCGCCACCACGCCUUCUCUCGCCACCACGCCUUCUCUCGCCACCACGCCUUCUCUCGCCACCACGCCUUCUCUCGCCACCACGCCUUCUCUCGCCACCACGCCUUCUCUCGCCACCACGCCUUCUCUCGCCACCACGCCUUCUCUCGCCACCACGCCUUCUCUCGCCACCACGCCUUCUCUCGCCACCACGCCUUCUCUCGCCACCACGCCUUCUGUCGCCACCACGCCUUCUGUCGCCACCACGCCUUCUCUCGCCACCACGCCUUCUCUCGCCACCACGCCUUCUCUCGCCACCACGCCUUCUCUCGCCACCACGCCUUCUCUCGCCACCGCGCCUUCUCUCGCCACCGCGCCUUCUCUCGCCACCGCGCCUUCUCUCGCCACCGCGCCUUCUCUCGCCACCGCGCCUUCUCUCGCCACCGCGCCUUCUCUCGCCACCGCGCCUUCUCUCGCCACCGCGCCUUCUCUCGCCACCGCGCCUUCUCUCGCCACCGCGCCUUCUCUCGCCACCGCGCCUUCUCUCGCCACCGCGCCUUCUCUCGCCACCACGCCUUCUCUCGCCACCACGCCUUCUCUCGCCACCACGCCUUCUCUCGCCACCACGCCUUCUCUCGCCACCACGCCUUCUCUCGCCACCACGCCUUCUCUCGCCACCACGCCUUCUCUCGCCACCACGCCUUCUCUCGCCAUCACGCCUUCUCUCGCCACCACGCCUUCUCUCGCCACCACGCCUUCUCUCGCCACCACGCCUUCUCUCGCCACCACGCCUUCUCUCGCCACCACGCCUUCUCUCGCCACCACGCCUUCUCUCGCCACCACGCCUUCUCUCGCCACCGCGCCUUCUCUCGCCACCGCGCCUUCUCUCGCCACCACGCCUUCUCUCGCCACCACGCCUUCUCUCGCCACCAGGAUCCCGAGACCCCGCCACGGGGCGGUUGUGGGGCAGGUGAGGGACGGUUGUGGGGCAGGUGAGGGACGGUUGUGGGGCAGCCCGCUGUACAACUGGCCGGCCAUGGCCAAGGAUGGCUACUCGUGGUGGGCGAAGCGCAUGCGCAGGGCGUUUGACCUGUACGAUGAGUUCCGCAUUGACCACUUCCGGGGCCUUGCGGGCUACUGGAGCAUCCCUGCCGACUCUGAGACCGCCAUGAACGGCCGCUGGAUGUGCCUACAUGGGGCGGCAAGCCCUUGUCCUCUCUGUUUCGCCUGGCAUGCACUCAGACUGUAUGCAGUCCCUCCCUUCCUCUUCAUGGGGCCGCGCAAGGAGUUCUUUGAGGCGAUCCAGAAGGCCGUGGACAAGCCCAUUGACAUCGUGGCAGAGGAUUUGGCAGUGGACAAGCCCGUUGACAUCGUGGCAGAGGAUUUGGGUGUGAUUACGGUGGACGUGGUUGAUCUGCGCCGUGAAAUCGGCGCUCCUGGCAUGGCGGUGCUACAGUUCGCGUUUGGCAGUGACGCCAAGAACCCUCACCUGCCGCACAACCACGAGCAGAACCAAGUGGUGUAUCCUGGCACUCACGACAACGACACGGUCGUUGGUUGGUGGGAGCGAAUUCCCGAGUGGGAGAAAAACAACGUGCGCGUGCUGCUGGGCCUGUCGCCCCAGGACGAGGACGAGAUCCAGUGGGCGAUCAUCCGGGCGGCGGUGUCGUCUGUAGCGCGCACCACCGUGAUUGCACUGCAGGACGUGAUGGGACUGGACAACAACGCGCGCAUGAAUGUGCCAGCCGUGCAGGACGUGAUGGGACUCGACAACAACGCGCGCAUGAAUGUGCCAGCCGUGCAGGACGUGAUGGGACUGGACAACAACGCGCGCAUGAAUGUGCCAGCCGUGCAGGACGUGAUGGGACUGGACAACAACGCGCGCAUGAAUGUGCCAGCCGUGCAGGACGUGAUGGGACUGGACAACAACGCGCGCAUGAAUGUGCCAGCCGUGCAGGACGUGAUGGGACUGGACAACAACGCGCGCAUGAACGUGCCGGCCGUGCAGGCGGGCCAGUGGGGGUGGAGAGCGGGGGAGGAGGGGCUGUUUGAGAGGCUUGGGGAGGAAGCGAGCAGGCUGAGAGCGAUGCUGGAGGGAUUCAACCGGGCAGCGCCUAACAGGGGAGCUCCUGCAGGGGUGGUGGAAGAGGAUGGGGCAGGCGGGGAGGCCGAAGAGGCAGGUGGGGUAGAGGAAGAUGCAGGGGGGCUGUAA